CUGUCUGCACCAUUGAAAGUUGACAGUUCAGAGGCACUAAUCUGACAAAAGGACGGUGUAAAUCAACAACGGAGCAACAAUUUUGGAUUAUCGACAGACUCUGAGGAGCAAAAAAAAAAAAAAAAAACUGAAUCUGGGGCGGCUGCAUGAGAAAGAGAGACGUGAGGACGCACGGGCUAAAGGGCAAGAGGGAGACACCGAGGAGGUGAGUGGCGGGUUUACCCUCGGAGGGGUAAAAAGAUGACUGUGGUGUCCCAGGAGAACCACGACGAGACUGUGGUCGUUACUCCUUUGUUGCAAGAUGCUGCCGACUUGGAGCCGGCGGACCAGGAGUGCAGCGAGAGGGUGUUCAUCAACAUCUCAGGUCUGCGCUUCGAGACGCAGCUAAAGACCCUCUCCCGCUUCCCGGCCACGCUCCUGGGAGACCCGCGCAAGAGGAUGCGCUUCUUCGACCCGCUGAGAAACGAGUACUUCUUUGACAGGAACAGGCCGAGCUUCGACGCCAUCCUUUAUUAUUACCAGUCGGGUGGGCGGCUGCGGAGGCCCGUGAGCGUACCUGUGGACAUUUUCCUGGAGGAAAUCAAGUUUUAUGAACUCGAGGAAGAGGCCGUGGACCUUUUCCGAGAGGACGAGGGCUUGGCGAGGGAGGAGGACCAGACGCUGCCCAACAACGAGUUCCAGCGCCAGUUGUGGCUCCUCUUCGAGUAUCCGGAGAGUUCAGGACCUGCACGGAUAAUUGCUAUCGUGUCAGUUAUGGUUAUUUUAAUAUCCAUUGUUAUAUUCUGCUUGGAGACACUACCCGAGUUCAGAGACGUCCCUCCGCAGACGGACAACAGCAACACGGUGAAUGUAAGCGCACAGGGUAAAGCGACCAGCCCAUUCACAGACCCCUUUUUCAUGGUUGAGACACUUUGCAUCGUGUGGUUCUCUUUUGAAUUCACCAUGAGGUUCCUCUCGUGUCCCAGCAAAGCAGCUUUCUUUAAAAACCUCAUGAACCUCAUCGAUGUCGUGGCCAUAGCUCCGUACUUCAUCACCCUGGGCCUGGAUCUCGCAGAGCAUCAGGGCAGCAGUCAACAGGCCGCGUCCCUGGCCAUACUAAGGGUCAUCCGUCUGGUCCGUGUUUUCAGGAUUUUUAAACUCUCCCGGCACUCCAAGGGCCUCCAGAUCCUCGGCCAGACGCUCCACGCCAGCCUCAGGGAGCUGGGGCUGCUCAUAUUCUUCCUUCUCAUCGGUGUGGUCUUAUUCUCCAGUUCAGUUUAUUUUGCAGAGGCAGAAGACCCCGAUUCUGGAUUUUCCAGUAUACCUGAUGCGUUCUGGUGGGCUGUGGUGACAAUGACCACGGUUGGUUAUGGAGACAUGUGUCCCUCCACCAUUUGGGGGAAAUUCGUUGGAUCUUUGUGCGCAAUCGCUGGAGUACUCACUAUAGCUUUACCCGUCCCAGUCAUAGUGUCCAAUUUCAAUUAUUUCUAUCACAGAGAAAACGAGGAGGAGGAAAACACUCAGUACGUGCACGUGACCUGUGGGCAACAGCAACAGCCCUCAUUUGUUGAGUGUGAUUCAAACAAAAGUAUGCAGUCGCUCUCCAAACCUGAGUCCUUUCAGGAGAGCGACGACCUGGACCCUCCGAAAUAUCCAAAGAUAAAUCCACUUGAGACAUACACAGGGAAACUGACAGAUGUAUAAAGAAGAUGUGUUUUUUUUCCUGGUGAGUUAUCUUCCAGUGGACACGCAGUCAAUGCUUCUCCACGGCGGAUGCUGCAGGUGCUUUUACGCAUGCUGUCUACAGUGGUCUCCAAACGUGGAGCCUCAGAUAUUAGUUUUUGCAAAUACCACCAACAUCAGGAAUUCACGUUAUCUUAAUUCACCAAAUGAGAAAAUCAUUCCUCCACUUCUCACAUUUUCUCAUAUUGGAGAGACUAUUGGAAACAUGCAGAGAGAAGCUGUGGACUUUAAUAUUGUACUCGGGAAACCUUAAAUAAAAACAUGUGGGAACUCAUGAGACACGCAAUUAAACACAUGGAUUAUUUGAACUGGGUCUGCAGCAGUAACAUAGAGCCAUCCGAGAAAACACACGGCUCCAUACGUGACAGGGGCAGGUGUUUUGUUAUUUGUUUACCCAUAAAGACAUUUCAAUAUGAGCUACAAUUUAUUCAUAUAUUGUUGAGAAAAUAGCAUUAUCUAUUUUCUAAUAAUCCCAGAGUAUUGAAAAGAGUCGGAGAGGGCAGAUCAGGCGUGCGUAAACGUGCCAAUGACGCACAAGGCAUCCAUCUCUCCACACUGGAGCACAUGGCGAA
Molecule: messenger RNA, 2294 nt
Organism: Paralichthys olivaceus (Japanese flounder)
Lineage: Eukaryota; Metazoa; Chordata; Actinopteri; Pleuronectiformes; Paralichthyidae
Product: shaker-related potassium channel tsha2-like
Biological process (GO): potassium ion transmembrane transport; protein homooligomerization
Cellular component (GO): voltage-gated potassium channel complex; membrane
Molecular function (GO): protein binding; delayed rectifier potassium channel activity
Source: RefSeq, a predicted model, not a curated record